AUGGCUACUUCUACUCUUUUCAGACCAGCUGCCCGUGCUGGAGCUGCUGCAUUCCGCUCGGCCGGUCCCCGGGGCCUUGCAGGUGUUGCUUCUGCUCGAUUCAUCACCAAGGUUACUUUGCCGGACCUGCCAUAUGACUAUGGCGCGCUUGAGCCAGCCAUUUCCGGCAAGAUCAUGGAGCUUCAUCAUUCCAAGCAUCAUCAAACCUACGUCAACUCCUACAACGACGCAGUUGAGAAGCUCGCCAGUGCCCAGGGCAAAGCCGAUAUCCAGACCCAAGUCUCCUUGCAGGCAUUGACCAACUUCCACGGAGGUGGUCACAUCAACCACUCUCUGUUCUGGGAGAACUUGGCUCCCAAGAACUCUGGUGGUGGUGAGCCUCCAUCUGGUGCUCUUGCAAAGGCUAUUGAUGAAUCUUUUGGUGGUCUCGAGCCGUUCCAGAAGACCUUCAACACUGCUUUGGCUGGUAUCCAGGGAAGCGGUUGGGGAUGGUUGGUGAAGGAUAAGCAGACUGGCAAGAUCCAGAUCAAAACUUAUGCUGUAUGUCGAGGCCUUUCCCUUUUCCUAGUUCUAGAUGCUGACAUUCCAUUACCUAAUAGAACCAAGACCCUGUCUCCGGUCAAUUCAUCCCUCUUCUCGGCAUUGAUGCCUGGGAGCACGCAUACUAGUCAGUUUCCCUCCAUCUGUCUCCAACGCAUACACUUACUAACAAAUAUAUGUAUAAAUAGCCUCCAGUAUGAGAACCGCAAGGCUGAGUAUUUCGGCGCCAUAUGGGAUGUUAUUAACUGGAAGACUGUUGAGAAGAGAUAUGCGUAA
Messenger RNA from Trichophyton verrucosum HKI 0517, 816 nucleotides. Its product is annotated as Mn superoxide dismutase MnSOD. Bases 1 to 816 code for a protein of 271 amino acids. Gene Ontology annotation, molecular function: metal ion binding; superoxide dismutase activity. Gene Ontology annotation, biological process: superoxide metabolic process. The record is from RefSeq and is a predicted model, not a curated record. Lineage: Eukaryota; Fungi; Ascomycota; Eurotiomycetes; Onygenales; Arthrodermataceae. The transcript is spliced from 2 exons. Gene Ontology annotation, cellular component: mitochondrion.